AUGUCAAUGACGAAGAGUACAAUUUUGGGUCAAACUAAUAUUUUGACAAAAUUACCCAAUGUAAUAAAAUGCAAUGGUCCAAAACUUGUACCAUUUUUUAAAACAGUUGCCAUUUUCUUUAUACUUUUUCCUAAGUCGAAGUAUAAAACUGCUGACGUAUUUUAUUUAACAUUUAAAUGUUUACCAAUAUGCUCAUUAAUUUUAUUUAUACUAUUAAAUGGAAUUAAUUUACGUGGAUUCGAGUAUUCAUAUUCCAGAAGAAUUUUAACUGGCUUAGCUUUUUCAUUACUUGGAGAUGCCUUACUUGUCUAUGAUCAUUCCUUUUUUAUUCACGGUAUUUUAGCAUUUGGUAUAUCACAUAUUUUAUAUGCAAGUGCAUAUGGUAUGAGACCACUACGAGGAUUUAUGUUACCAUUCAUGUUCUUACCAGUGAUAGUAAUUUAUUUGAUGCUUUCUGGUGUUCUCUAUAAGCCAUUAUCUUAUGUGAUUUAUGCUUAUAUCUUUUUAACAAUGUUUAUGAUAUGGCGAGCUAUGGCUAGAAUAAAGAUUGACAAUAAUGAAUGGACAUGGACAAGAUUUUAUAGUUUUCUUGGUGGCAUACUUUUUGCUACUAGUGAUGCACUACUUGCACUUGAUCGUUUUGUAACUCCUUUAGUACAUUCACAGAUUCUUGUUAUGACAACUUAUUAUGCUGCGCAAUUGCUCAUUGCUUUAUCUGUUGUUGAUUCACAUGAAGAUGUUGAGAUGAAUUUUUGUGUUAUACAAGAAACCGAUAUUAUUAAGGCUAUCCAAGAGAAUGGAAAACUUUUAUCUCAAGUGCAUCGGGAUGAUUUAAUUGCAUUAUUAUCUGCUAAACAUGCAUAUAUAAAACAAACAGUAGCUAAUACACAAAUAAAAACCAGAUUCAUGGAAAGAACAGUGCAAAUUGGUCAAAAUAUUGAUUUAUUUUUAAGUCGUACACCUGUGAUGUUAUUGGUUAAACCAGCGGAACAAAAAGAUUGA
This is a messenger RNA of Rotaria socialis, 1002 nucleotides long. NCBI's taxonomy places the organism in Eukaryota, Metazoa, Rotifera, Eurotatoria, Philodinida, Philodinidae. The record is from the annotation of a GenBank genome assembly.